GCACCAUCCCAAGCUACACUCUGCUUCCUUCACAUUUUUCAAAAUGAAGUUCUCUGCCGUUAUUGCCUUGCUCCUUCCCCUCUCCGGCGUCCUCGCUUCGCCAGUCGCAGACUCUGGCCCUGUUGGCAUCGGAAGAGACGAACAUGCCACAGGAACUGGGCCCUUGAGCCUCGAUCAGAGCGAAGCUGAUUUAGUGGGUCGUGACCUCUUUGCACGCUCCACCAGGAAAUGCAAGAUCGUCAACGUCUCGAACCGCGCCUUCUGCCGCAGUGGACCUGGCACCAACUAUCCGAUCAAGUACUCGGUGUACAAGGGCCAGGAGUACAAGUUUGAUUGCUACAAGAAGGGAACUUGUCAUGAAGGCAACUGCACUUGGGACCGCCUCCCGCAUGCUGAAGGGUAUUGCUACGUGUCUGGCGCCUACACCGACGGCCGAUGCACUAAAGCCGCUCUCGGAAAGUGUUAGGUUGUUACUCCACUUAACCAUUCGCCGCAGUUAUAGCACAUCGCAGGCUACUUCGUCUGAGGGAGGGCCCACGAUGCCAACAUCUUUGUUUCGACUAGCGUUGAAAGCAGCCACCAGUGGCAGCCAUUAGACAACAAACUUACUUGAAUAGAAAUACAAGUGCUGAUAUCACGCGAUGAAGAAUGCUGUGUUUUCCUGGAUAGCCUAACUACCAUCGGCCGUCAGCUAC
Molecule: messenger RNA, 695 nt
Organism: Fusarium oxysporum Fo47
Lineage: Eukaryota; Fungi; Ascomycota; Sordariomycetes; Hypocreales; Nectriaceae
Product: SH3 domain-containing protein
Exons: 3
Coding region: 44-466 (140 amino acids)
Source: RefSeq, a predicted model, not a curated record